AUGGCCCAUGUAAUCACCCCUCUUGAUCAGCCUUCCAACUACAAGGACUCGCAGUCCCGCGUUGAUCGCCAGACACAAAACGAGUUGCUCUCCAAGUCCACUACCCUUUACGUCGGCAACCUGAGCUUUUACACCACUGAGGAACAGAUAUAUGAGCUCUUUUCAAAGUGCACAACACCCGAGGAUGGCGGUGGAAUCAAACGUAUAAUCAUGGGCCUUGACCGCAAUACAAGGACACCGUGUGGGUUCUGCUUUGUUGAGUAUUAUAGUCAUGCGGAGGCGCUAGCUUGCUUGCGAUACAUCAGCGGUACCAAGCUUGACGAGCGCAUCAUCCGUUGUGACCUUGACCUAGGCUACCGAGAUGGCCGGCAGUUUGGCAGAGGAAAGAGCGGUGGUCAGGUCCGAGACGAACACAGACAAGACUACGAUCCUGGUCGUGGAGGAUGGGGCGCGCAAGCACAGCGGGCGGAGAUUGAACGUAGGAGAGAGGUGGAAGAGCGUUACAACGAUGCCCAAGACGUACCUGGUGCCGUUGCUGGAGGCGGAGGGGACUGGAAAGAUGUCUCAGAGAACCCUCUCAAACGUGCCCGAUCGCCAGACGACGAAGGCGAGAGCGGACGAGGGGAACCUCGCGCAAAAAUGGAAGAGCAGGAACACGACGCCAGUCGCAUGUGA
Messenger RNA from Dichomitus squalens LYAD-421 SS1, 675 nucleotides. RefSeq names its product RNA-binding domain-containing protein. Bases 1 to 675 code for a protein of 224 amino acids. The record is from RefSeq and is a predicted model, not a curated record. Lineage: Eukaryota; Fungi; Basidiomycota; Agaricomycetes; Polyporales; Polyporaceae. Gene Ontology annotation, cellular component: nuclear cap binding complex. Gene Ontology annotation, molecular function: RNA cap binding. The transcript is spliced from 5 exons. Gene Ontology annotation, biological process: mRNA cis splicing, via spliceosome.